This is a messenger RNA of Cicer arietinum (chickpea), 794 nucleotides long. RefSeq names its product transmembrane emp24 domain-containing protein p24delta8-like. The record is from RefSeq and is a predicted model, not a curated record. NCBI's taxonomy places the organism in Eukaryota, Viridiplantae, Streptophyta, Magnoliopsida, Fabales, Fabaceae.
CUUCGAAAUACGUGUGUUUUUUAUUCUUCACUUUUUUCGUCUCAUUUCACUAACAAUCAUGAAUAUGUUUGGAGUAAGAACACAACAAUCCUAUUUGCUCUUUCUUGUUGUUGUAGCUUUGGGUUUGUUUUUAUAUUCAGUUGAAUCCGUGAGAUUUGAUUUGCCACAUGGUAAGGCCGCUAGAUGCUUCUCUGAAGAAGUAAGGCAACAUUCGAUGAUCUUUUGUAACUAUUCCAUCGUCAAUCCUAAUAAGGAUCUCCCUUUGCCGGCUGAUCACACCAUUGCUGUUGAGGUGACUAGGAAUGGAAAUAAGGAAUCGCCGCAUCUUGCAAAGCGUGUUCAAUCAGGACAAUUUUCAAUUAUGGCAUAUCGAAGUGAUCUCUAUGUGAUAUGUUUUGUGGAUACAACUGAAAAUUCCCAAGUAACUCUCUCUGUUGAUUUUGAGUGGAAAACUGGAGUAAAAACUGUGAAUUACCCCACUGUUGCAAAGAAAAGCUACAUUGAUAAAUUGGCAAUUGAGGUACAAAUUUUGUAUGAGACUGCUUUGUCCAUUAAGGAGGAGACGUCAUAUCUUAUUCAGAGAGAUGUAGAAAUGCUAGAGAUCAAUUGGAUAACCGAUACCAGAAUGUGUCACUUGAUUUUUGUUUCAUUUCUUAUCUGCUUCUCAGUAGCAGGGUUGCAACUAUGGCACUUGAAGAACUUUUUUGAGAAAAAGAAAAUCAUAUAAUAUUUUGUUAUAGUUUAAUUAUACUCUUUUUCUUGUAUGUGGUAUGUAAGUUAUUUUGUUAUAGUUG